Messenger RNA from Medioppia subpectinata, 4151 nucleotides. Lineage: Eukaryota; Metazoa; Arthropoda; Arachnida; Sarcoptiformes; Oppiidae. The record is from the annotation of a GenBank genome assembly.
AUUUCGGCGCCGGAAGAGGUGUUAAACACAUGUCUUUGGAUAUAUUGAGUCAACAAAUCACUUGUCUGUUGGGACACAACGGCGCCGGAAAGACCACUACAAUGAAUAUGAUUACCGGUAUAUAUCCUCCCUCUUCGGGCAAAAUACUGGUCAACGGUUACGACGUGUCGACCGCCACUCGUGAGGCACGAAAGAGUAUCGGCUAUUGUCCACAGGAAAACAUACUUUUCAACGACUUGUCUGUUGAACAACACCUCCAACUCUACGCUGUAUUGAAGGACAUCCCGAGCGAUAAGAUUGGGUCUGAAAUCACUCGAGUGCUGACAAUAAUCCGAUUGAGUGACAAAAGGCAUUGGAAGAGUUCAGUCCUCUCCGGAGGUAUGAAACGGAAGCUAAGUCUAGGAAUCGCUAUCAUCGGCACAACAGAAGUCUUGAUUCUGGAUGAGCCGACCUCUGGUAUGGAUCCUGAGGCCCGUCGAGCCAUUUGGGAUGUCUUACAACACGUCCGCAGAGAGAAGACUAUACUUCUGACCACUCAUUACAUGGAAGAGGCGGACAUAUUGGGCGACAGAAUAGCGAUUAUGUCUGAAGGAGUGCUCAAGUGUUGCGGUUCUCCGAUGUUUCUCAAGAAGCGAUUCGGCGCCGGAUAUCACCUCAGAAUAACUCUAACUUUGUGUCCACUCAGAAUAGCGAUUAUGUCUGAAGGAGUGCUCAAGUGUUGCGGUUCUCCGAUGUUUCUGAAGAAGCGAUUCGGCGCCGGAUAUCACCUCAGAAUUGCAAAGACAGACAAUUAUAACAAACAAUCGGUUGACACGACUCUCAAGAAGUAUUUGCCGGAAAGUCGUCUUCAAAGUGAGAUCAAUACUGAAGUGAUUUAUUCACUCGAAUCCGACGACCGCUCGAAACAGACCGACAAAAAUAUAUUCCCGAAACUCUUUGACGAACUCGAGAGCCGUAAACAAGAGCUCGGAUUCAACUCAUUUGGCAUAACUGUGACCACAAUGGAAGACGUGUUCCUCAAAGUCGGUUCCAAUGAAGAGGUGGACAACGGAAAGAAGGCUUCGCAGGAGAAGACAGCGAAGCAGUACAAGAAUGAGGACGGCUUUAAACUGAUCCAAAUGUCAGUAUUGGGUCUUCUGGUGAAGCGUUUCCAUUACAGUCGCAGACAUUGGGCGAUGUUGUUGUUCCAGAUUGUGAUUCCGGCCGUACUCUUCAUACUUGUCUUUCUGGCCGACAAUAGUGUCAGAUCUGCGACCACUGAGAAGUCUAAGUCAAUAACACUCGAUCUCCAGGAACUAUACGGCCGUACGAUUGGAUUCUACCACGACUUGGACCCAACGACUCGCAACUUUGGCGCCAAUCACUACAUACCGAACGCCGAGAGACACGGCGUGACCGCAAACCUAUUGCCCAAAACAACUGAUCCAAAGGAUUGGCUGCUGGAAAAGAGUCGCGACUUUGAGCAAUACGUGUUGAAGUAUGUGUUGGGCGGCGCCGUCAGCAACAUGUCCGGUACUCUCAACCCCCAGAUAUGGUUUAACUACGAGUCCACUCAUUCACUCCCGCUGUCCAUAAACUUGAUGUAUGAGUCACUCGUCCGCCAAUCGGUGCUCAAACUUAAGGACUUCACGAUCACCACAAUUAUAGAACCGCUCAUAGAUCUGAUCUUCGUCGGCACCGGUGCGGCCAAAGUGUAUAACGAAGCUUUGAGGAGCAGUAUGAUGGGCGCCGCCGUCUCGUGCAUAUUUUUAAUGCCCAUUACGUUACCAUUUUUGGCCGCCUCUUACCUCAUAUUCCCGAUCAUUGAGAGGGUCUCGAAGUCCAAAGCCCUGCAACUGAUGACUGGUCUGUCUUCGGCCGUGUAUUGGCUGUCAAACUACUUGUUUGAUAUAUUGAACCACUUGUUGGCGAUCACACUAUUAUCACUUGUGGUCUAUAUUUUUGACGUAAACCAAGCGUUCUUCAAGGGCUGGCAGUCGGGCACCGCUUUCUUUCUACUGUUACUGGCAUUUGGUUUGUCGUCGAUAUCCAUAGCCUAUUGUCUCUCCUUUUGGUUCAACUCAUCGCCAAUUGGUUUCUCACUAUUACUGGUGUUUUAUCUGGUGUUUGGUUUCAUUGUGAAUGCCAUUUAUUCGGGCCUUUACUUGCUUUACACUUUCACUAACGUACCACAAGAGGACGGUUUUAUUCUACACGCGUUCCGAUUGAUACCCAUAUUCUCGUUAAACUAUGGCUUCACAAAGAUCUAUAUGAUUAAUUUGUGCGCCAAACAAAUGGAUAUGAUUAAAGAGCAGUUCGGCAGCCUUUGGCCCCCAAACACGUUUCCCACCGAAUGGCCCGACCAGUGGCCGCCAAAUUUCCCGCCCAAAUUGGCCGAUUACUACAACAACAUGACUGCGUGUAAACAAUUGAAUCCUCUGACUUUCCAUUCGCUGGGUAUUGGCCGGGAGCUCAUCGGUCUGAUAGUAUCGGCGCUGUUAUUCAUAAUCGUGUUAUUGAUUAUCGAAGAAAAUCUUUGUCUAAUUUUUCGCCGAAAGAAUUACUCCCCGAAUCUCCAUCUCGUGGCCAAUGGUAGUCAAGACGCGGAUGUGUUGGCCGAACGACAGCGCGUGGAUCAGCUCAUGAAGAGCCCUGGGCUGAGGGCACAGGAGGGCAUUGUUGUGGUGAAUCUGUGUAAGAGUUUCGGCAACUUUCACGCUGUAGAUAUGAUUAAUGUGAACAAACAGUUGUGCGCCAAACAAAUGGAUAUGAUUAAAGAGCAGUUCGGCAGCCUUUGGCCCCCAAACACGUUUCCCACCGAAUGGCCCGACCAGUGGCCGCCAAAUUUCCCGUCCAAAUUGGCCGAUUACUACAACAACAUGACUGCGUGUAAACACUUGAAUCCUCUGACUUUCCAUCCACUGGGCAUUGGCCGCGAGCUAAUCGGUCUGAUAUUAUCGGCGCUGUUAUUCAUAAUCGUGUUAUUGAUUAUCGAAGAAAAUCUUUGUCUAAUUUUUCGCCGAAAGAAUUACUCCCCGAAUCUCCAUCUCGUGUCCAAUGGUAGUCAAGACGCGGAUGUGUUGGCCGAACGACAGCGCGUGGAUCAGCUCAUGAAGAGCCCGGAGCUGAGGGCACAGGAGGGCAUUGUUGUGGUCAAUCUGUGUAAGAGUUUCGGCAACUUUCAAGCUGUAGAUCACUUGACAUUCGGUGUCCAUAAGAACGAGUGCUUCGGUCUGUUGGGAGUGAACGGCGCCGGAAAGACCACAACGUUUUCAAUGCUCACCGGAGAGCUGUUCCCUAACGACGGCAACGCUUACAUCGAUUCCGUCGAUUUGGUUCAACAGCCGAAGCCUUUCGGUCGCCGUAUCGGCUAUUGUCCACAGUUUGACGCACUUCUGGAUCGACUGACCGGCGAAGAGAUGCUCUACUUAUUUGCUCGAUUGCGAGGAAUACCCGCCGAACACAUGGACGCCGCGGUCACAGCAGUCAUACACGCCAUUGAUCUCCAGCUUCACUGCAAACACACGACAAAGAACUACAGCGGAGGUAAUAAACGUAAACUAUCGUUGGGUUUGGCGAUCAUCGGUCGACCGGCGCUUGUGUUUCUGGACGAACCGACGGCAGGCGUGGAUCCGGUCGCCCGACGCAAGAUAUGGCAGACAUUGGAUGUGUUGAAGAAUCGCCAGAACUCGUCGAUAAUACUGACCAGUCAUUCGAUGGAAGAGUCGGAAGCCCUGUGCGCUCGCAUAGCCAUUAUGGUUAACGGAUCGUUCAAAUGCUUGGGAUCUACACAACAGCUGAUAUCAAAGUUUGGACAGGGAUUCACUCUCAACAUCAAAAUGAAGAUCGAUUUGGUGACCAAAGACCAGUCGUAUCCGAACCGAGUGGACCAAUACGUGAAACAACACUUCCCAUCGGCUGAAGUGCGCGACCGACACGAGUGUCUCGUCCACUUCCACAUCACCGACACCUCAACCCAAUGGUCGGCGAUGUUUAAAGUGAUGCAAAGCGCACAACAAGAGCUCGAUCUCGAAGANACUACCACAUCACCGACACCUCAACCCAAUGGUCGGCGAUUGAUGCAAAGCGCACAACAAGAGCUCGAUCUCGAAGACUAUAACCUAAGCGACACCACUUUGGAGCAGAUAUUCCUCUCAUUCGCUAAACAAAAG